AUGUCAACAAUCAAGAAGGAUGGGGGCAAGAUCUUCCCGGACAAUGGUCCGGUCGAUCUGACUUACGACCGGGAGCAGCAAAUUUAUGAAAGUGGUGUUGAGAAGUUCAAUCAGCUAGGAUGGAAGCGCCUCACUAUCGUUCUGAUCGUGGAGGCUGUGGCACUCGGAACUCUCUCGAUCCCUUCGACCUUCGCGAAACUCGGCAUGGUGGCCGGUGUCAUCUGCUGUGUUGGUAUCGGUCUCAUCGCGGUCUAUACCAGUUACAUCAUCGGUCAGGUCAAGGUCAAAUUCCCCCAGAUCUCGAACUACCCGGAGGCAGGCAGGAUGAUGUUUGGUCGUUGGGGAUAUGAAAUCGUCUUUGCCAUGCUGUGCCUGGAGCUGUUGUUGUCCGCCGGAUCUCACUGUCUCACUGGCAAAAUCGCAUUCGAGAACAUUGUUGGAGGCCACAUCAUGUGCUCCGUCAUUUGGGCCUUUAUCUCAGCCAUCAUCUUGUUGCUCCUUGCGAUCCCCCCAAGCUUUUCCGACAUGGCUAUUCUCGGAUACAUCGACUUUGUUUCCAUCAUCAUCGCCGUCGGAAUCACGAUCAUCGGAACCGGCGUGGAGUCCAGCCAAUCGACUGGCCUUGCAGCUGUGAACUGGUCAGCUUGGCCCAAGGACAACCUUACCUUCUCCGAGGCAUUCAUCGCUCUCUCCAACAUCAUCUUCGCGUACAGUUUCGCGCUGUGCCAAUUCUCCUUCAUGGAUGAGAUGCACACGCCAACUGACUUCCCGAAGUCUGUGUGGGCUCUCGGUCUCGCGGAAAUCGGUAUCUACACCAUCACCGGUGCCUUGGUGUACGCCUUCGUUGGCCAGGAUGUUGCAAGCCCUGCUCUGCUUUCUGCUGGCAACCUUCUGAGCCGAAUUGCCUUCGGAAUUGCGCUUCCAGUCAUCUUUAUCAGUGGCUCCAUCAACACGGUGGUGCUGGGUCGACUUGUCCACGGCCGUAUGUUCAAGGACUCCAACAUCCGCUUCAUCAACACAAAGCUUGGAUGGGGUACCUGGCUCGCCGUUGUCACAGUCCUGACUAUUCUCGAGUUCGUUGUGGCAGAGGUCAUUCCCUUCUUCGAUGAUCUCCUGUCUUUGAUCUCGUCACUCUUCAUUUCCGGCUUCACUUUCUAUUUCCCGGCUAUCAUGUGGUUCAUGUUCAUCCGCGGUGAUAGCACCUCCAAGGGCUGGAAGUGGGUUCUUGGCGUGGUCAACGUCUUCAUUCUGAUCAUUGGCCUGAUCGUCCUCGGCGCUGGAACCUACUCGAGUAUUGUUGACAUCAUUAACUCCUAUGCCGAAGGUACCGUCGGAGGAGUGUUUUCAUGCAAGUCCUAG
This is a messenger RNA of Penicillium olsonii, 1359 nucleotides long. NCBI's taxonomy places the organism in Eukaryota, Fungi, Ascomycota, Eurotiomycetes, Eurotiales, Aspergillaceae. The record is from the annotation of a GenBank genome assembly.